UGUCAACGGAAAAAAUACAAAGUUCGCAUUCCAUUCCAGUAAACAAGCUUUGCUCGUACAAUUCUACAUCAUACAUCAUGUCCGAUAUUUUCGGAAAUUUAGAUAACUUUCUAGAAAAUUACGAUGAAAACAACAUAUCCUCAAGCAGUAAUCUGUCCUACACAGGCAGCGGCAUUGCAAACGAUGCUUUGGUUAACGACCAUUCUAGAAGGCAAAGCACAAACUCUGCUACGGAAAGUAACAAAACCACGAAGACCAAACGAGGCAGCGGUCCAUCGCAAAACAAUAGAAAUAAAACAGCUACAACCUUAGGUAACUCAGCAGUUACCACAUCUACGAACAGCAGUGUACUAACACCUUCAACUCCAGCACCGGCUCCUUCCGUUGUUGAUUUGACACCAACAACUCUUCUUAGCAUAGCAGACGAAAUGCAAUUGCUUUUUCAAUCGUUCCAGUCUAUUUUCAAUUCUAAAAAUCCAAUCGUGCAGGAGAUGCUGAAGAACAGAGAGGCAAGUGUGAUAAAACGAAGCUUUUCUACGCUAAACAAUAGCUACAACAGAAAACCACCUGUGACCGCGAGCGAGGUGAUGAAACUGAGCAAAAAAAUAGAAUCAGUAAGAAAUAAUUUAACACAGCUGGACCAAAAGAUCAAAUCUACCCUAGAGCCUGUGUCUCCAGAUCAACCUUCACCGUCUGGUCGAUCACGGAACACCACAGCAGUGAACCAGUUGGGUCCGCCGAUUGUGAUUUCAUUGGAUUGUGAUGAUGACCCAGUACCGAUGCAAACCAAUGCCCUGUUCGGUAACAGACGUGUUACAAGACGUAGCAGGGCAAGCGCUUCCACCGAGGGUGGAUCUCAAUCAAAUGUUAUAACGUUAGACUCUGAUGAGGACAGUUUACCAGACUGCGUUGGGCAGCAGCUUAACAGUUCCAACAGGGCAAACAAUUCAUUCGAAACGGAAAAUUAUAUAAUGCGAAUCAAAGUCAAAUGGAGAAGAGGCAUCGAGAUGUUCGAGCAUCGGAGGUUUCAAAAGUUUGGCGAUAUUAUUGAUCAGCUGGCUAAGAAGGAGUCCGCAGAUAGUACAUGCAUUUUCCUGAAUCUGGACGAUCGCAUAGUCUACCCGAACGAUACGCCAGAUUCCAUCAACUACAAAUCAAAUCAAUUCAUAUCUGGUCGCAUUUUAAGAACUAAAGCUCCGGAUCUUCCCACCGCUCUUGUGCCGUCCUCCAGUAACAAUAACUGCAUCACACUUAAGAUACAAAUGGAAACACGCAAAAAACCGCUACGAUUGCAGAUAGACAAACAUCAAACCAUGUCCGUGUUAGUGAUCAAAUGUGCCGAAGAGCUGAAAUGUGAACCAAAAGACAUUAAAAUGUAUUUUGACGGUGAGCUAGUUGAUAACAGUUCCAAACCAGAGGAUCUGGACCUUGAAGGCGAGGAAAUUCUCGAUAUUCGUUUUUCAAAAUGAUUAAUUUACUCCCCCAAAAUCUGUUAUGUGUGUUCAUUCUUGCUGUUUUUAAUAAUUUGUUUGAUCAAGUCUAAUAUAAGUUAGAACGCACCCGGUGAUAUCUGUUGUAGCGGCACCGGCAACCACAGUCUCUGAACUCACAGUCUUGAAGUUGUAGUAUCACAUAAGAAGAGGAAGAAGAAGGAGAAUAAAAAAAAUGUUUAAAGUUGAAAAUAAAAACAAAAGUAUUUUAA
Molecule: messenger RNA, 1702 nt
Organism: Anopheles funestus (African malaria mosquito)
Lineage: Eukaryota; Metazoa; Arthropoda; Insecta; Diptera; Culicidae
Gene: Rad60
Exons: 7
Coding region: 78-1469 (463 amino acids)
Biological process (GO): positive regulation of transcription by RNA polymerase II; cytokine production
Molecular function (GO): protein binding
Source: RefSeq, a predicted model, not a curated record